AUGACAAGUCGCCGACAGGCGUCAGUUUCAGCAUCAUCGGAUCGGCCCGUUUCCCCGUCUGCUUCGCCUCCCACCGAUGAACCUCCAAGUGACACGCAAGACAGCAUCAGCACAUCGACAAAGCCCCGUGCGGUCAGCAGCAAGCGGAAACGAGGCGAUAGCAGUGUAGAUGAUGCCAGUGCCAAACCCGGUCCGUCCAAGGGCACCAAAGGCAAAGCAAAGUACAUCCCCAACCGCGUCAAGCGCUAUCACGAACGCUCGCUUGCCGGAUGCUUGACAUGUCGCAAGCGUCGGGUCAAGUGCGACGAAGAGAGACCCACCUGCCGUAGAUGUGCCUGCGGUGACCGAGAAUGCGUCUACGCAGACGAAUCGACUCCCUCUGGUGCCACCGAGCCUGGCUCAAAUCAGCAGAUCACAAGCACCGGUGGGAAAGCGCACGGCAGCCGCUCUCCGUCGCUUGUGGGUCUCCAGGUGACGUCUCUCGUUCAUCAAGACAAGCCAUCUGAUCCUCCAAAGAGCGCGUAUGGGAUAUCACCUUCCUUCUCACCAGCAGGCGUCGGUCCAUCACCCUCGUAUCAUCGGCCUGCAGCAAACUCAACCACCUCUCCACAUUCGACUUUCGAUGCCGCAAGCCCCCUAUCUCCCCAUCGGACGGGCCGAGCUCGCGCUUCCACUACUGCACACAACGAUCGCUACCGUGUUCACAAUGGCUCGAAUGGAGGCACAAGGCAUGCAAGACAGGCUGCCGGUGACUACGACCACCACAGACCCCACGCCUACCCGCGGCACCCCUAUUCCGGCUCAGUCGGCUCAUCAUCCACCGAUGUCUCUAAAGUCAAGAUUCCCGAGCUUCCUGCGGGUCUUGGUUUUGACCAUCUCGAUGCCUACUUUCCGACCUACGAGCAGCAAUGCCUCUUUCGCCAUUAUGUUCUUGAAGUUGCUCCGCAGCUCUGUGUCAUACGCAUCCCCCUCUCUGACAAUCGCUGGAUCCGAUACCACGCCACGUUUGCAGUGCGACAUUCACAUGGAGUCAACGGAUACGAAGACGCGCUACGCUCUGCGCUUCUCAGUAUGGCCAGCCUCGACAUUGGCCACAAAUUGUCCCAAUCGCCCAUUCCCGACCUCUUCCCAAGUUCUGCAUCGCGAGCAGAAGCCUCGUCACGCAAUUCGAAUCCUGUUGGCAGCAGCGCCGGAGGGACACGGGAGAUGACCGGUCCGUCUCUACAUAGCUCCAUUUCGAUGGACAUGGACAAGGCACCUGAGGGGAUGGCCGACGUGAUCAACGGCACCAGCACCAACAGCAUCAUGUCCAACGUUUUGCUCGAGCUCAGCAAUCUUCGCCGUGAGGAAAGCCUGCGACUCUUGCGCACCACUCUCCAAGAGCGACGUGCGCCUCUGGAUCGAAGCAAUGCCGCCAUCAUGCUUGCAACCGUUCUCGGCUUGGCUACGCGCGACAGACUAGCAGCUCAGCAAGACUGGCAGGACGCGCUCCAUAUCGCGUCCAGAGCCAUCGCAGAGCUGGGCGGUCCAGCCGCCUUUGUCGACCAGUCGGAUCCGUCGAGCCUGUUUCUCAUCGAGCAAAUUGCCUGCUUCGAUGCCCUCAGCUCGCUGACCUCGGACGACUACACGCUCUUCCUGCAACCGUGGGACGACUGGUGGUAUGCACUCAUGGACUCGCCACGCAGCAUUAAGGAGGACAGCGUACUGCAGACGUUCGGAUUGCAUCGUGGCAUGAUCGAUAUGCUGGCAAGGAUGACACGCGUCGAAGCAACCCGGCGCGAGCUGCAGGAACGCACAAGUGUGACCAUCAUCCUUUCCGAAACGCCCGGUGGGGGUUCCCCACCUGCCCUGCCACCUGAGUACGAAGAGACACGACUAUGGCUCGAGUCGACCGCGCGAGCCUUGGUAGCCGAGAUUCCAAUCUGGGCCAAGAUGCCCUUCCCAGCAGAGGCAACACGGACGCUGCAAACGCUCUUGCCGGUGAUCAUGAAUCACCUCUACGUCGCAGCUGCCGAGCUGUACAUCCAUUCUGUCAUCUUUGCGAAACCAGCGGACCACCCUUGCUUUGCAGAGCCAACAGCAGUGGUGCUGAAUCGCACAGAGGAGGCUAUCCAAGCGGGCAUCACCAAAGGUCUCGUGCUGCCUCUAUCCUUUGCCGCCUUCUCGACACGCUAUCAGGACCGAGGUCGAAUCCGUGUCAUGCUCAACCAGCUACGCCCUUACUACAAGUUUGAUCUGGAACGCAUGGAAAAGCUCAACGAGCACUUGUGGAGCUUGAUCGACAGCGGACUGACGCCGACGGACUGGGGCAUGUUCCUCAAGAGCGUCGGCUGUUUCAAUUGGGCUUUCUGA
Molecule: messenger RNA, 2352 nt
Organism: Kalmanozyma brasiliensis GHG001
Lineage: Eukaryota; Fungi; Basidiomycota; Ustilaginomycetes; Ustilaginales
Product: Protein of unknown function DUF3468
Exons: 2
Coding region: 1-2352 (783 amino acids)
Biological process (GO): positive regulation of transcription by RNA polymerase II
Cellular component (GO): nucleus
Molecular function (GO): DNA-binding transcription factor activity, RNA polymerase II-specific; transcription cis-regulatory region binding; zinc ion binding
Source: RefSeq, a predicted model, not a curated record